Messenger RNA from Exaiptasia diaphana, 1227 nucleotides. Its product is annotated as ketimine reductase mu-crystallin. The coding region runs from base 23 to 970 and encodes 315 amino acids. Gene Ontology annotation, molecular function: hormone binding. Gene Ontology annotation, cellular component: cytoplasm. Lineage: Eukaryota; Metazoa; Cnidaria; Anthozoa; Actiniaria; Aiptasiidae. The transcript is spliced from 8 exons. The record is from RefSeq and is a predicted model, not a curated record.
GCGCUUGGUGCAGAACGUAGGAAUGGAGAACGUGGAAUUUCUGAGAUAUAUUAACCAGAAACAAGUUCGAAGCGUGUUGAGAUAUCCAGAUCUAAUUGCAGCAGUAGAAAAUGCCUUAAGAGAUUUCUCAGAUCGUCAAAAUGGUAAGGUAGUACAGCCAGUGAGAACCGCCGUCAAAGUAGCUGAUCACAAUGGGAUUUUUGCAGGAAUGCCAGCAUAUGCAGGACGAAAUCAAGCUCUUGCAACUAAAUUAGUCWGUAUUUAUCCUGAGAAUGAAAAGAAGGGUCUUUCAUCUCAUUUAUGUCACAUUUUACUGUUUAAUCCAGAGGAUGGGACUUUGAAAGCUAUAAUGGACGGAGAGGUCAUUACGGCAAUGAGAACUGCAGCAGCAUCAGCUGUUGCCACAAAUCACUUGGCGAGAAAAGACGUAGAAGUAUUGGCAAUUCUUGGGUCUGGUACUCAAGCAAGAAGUCACAUUGAAGCUUUGAAGCACAUUAGAACAUUUUCAGAAGUAAGAGUGUGGAGUCGUACAGAAGCAAAUGCAAAGAAAUUUGCCGAUGAAUACAAUGCUAAGUGUUGUAAAACAGUCAAAGAAGCUGUUGAUGGAGCAGACGUCAUUGUCACAGCUACAUUUGCUGUUAACCCUAUCUUGGAAGGAAAAUGGGUCAAGCAUGGUGCUGUUAUUAAUGCUGUGGGGGCACCUACUCCCAGUUGGCGCGAGCUUGAUGAUGAUGUAAUGCAAAAUAGCUUUAUUGUUGCUGACAGCUUGGAAGCUGCAAAAGUAGAAUCUGGAGAUGUAAUUCAUUCCAAGGUAUCAGUUGCAGGAGAAAUUGGAGAUGUUAUUGCUGGGAAACUUGAAGUACCAGUGGACAAAACAAUUGUCUUCAAAUCGUUGGGUAUUGCUGUGGAGGAUGCUGUAACUUCAAAACUAGUCUAUGACAAGCUUGUUGAGCAGGGGUUGAUAAAAUGAAGAUUUUUAGCAUAGAUAGAAAGUUUGUCCUUGGAUUUCAUAUGAAGGCAUUUACUACAUACAUAAUAACCUUGAACCCAUAUACUUGAUUUCUCUUUUUUCACUUUAUAAAUGUUUCUCAUCAUGGUCUUCAAGAUGUGGCUGUGAUCCAAGAAUAAAAGUGUAUCAUCAAAUGAACAUUAAAAUAAAACAAUAGAUUACUAAUAUAUUAUAAUUUUUAUAUAUUCAUGGAAAUUAUUAAAAGCUAUGAAAUGCCA